Pteropus alecto (black flying fox) is the source of this 3740-nucleotide messenger RNA. It is a transcript of the gene SCUBE1, whose product is annotated as signal peptide, CUB domain and EGF like domain containing 1. Gene Ontology annotation, molecular function: calcium ion binding. Lineage: Eukaryota; Metazoa; Chordata; Mammalia; Chiroptera; Pteropodidae. The transcript is spliced from 21 exons. The coding region runs from base 1 to 2934 and encodes 977 amino acids. Gene Ontology annotation, cellular component: cell surface. Gene Ontology annotation, biological process: signal transduction. The record is from RefSeq and is a predicted model, not a curated record.
AUGCCUGCUUCCCAGGCCACACCUCACCAGCAUUUCCCCUACGCCCCCCACACAGGGCCAGUCGACGUGGACGAGUGCUCGGAGGGCACGGAUGACUGCCACAUCGAUGCCAUCUGCCAGAACACACCCAAGUCCUACAAAUGCCUCUGCAAGCCAGGCUACAAGGGGGAAGGCAGGCAGUGUGAAGACAUCGACGAAUGUGAGAAUGACUACUACAACGGGGGCUGUGUCCACGAGUGCAUCAAUAUCCCAGGGAACUACAGGUGCACCUGCUUCGACGGCUUCAUGCUGGCACACGAUGGACACAACUGUCUGGAUGUGGAUGAGUGUCAGGACAACAAUGGCGGCUGCCAGCAGAUCUGCGUCAAUGCCAUGGGCAGCUACGAGUGUCAGUGCCACGGUGGCUUUUUCCUCAGCGACAACCAGCACACCUGCAUCCACCGCUCCAACGAGGGUAUGAACUGCAUGAACAAAGACCAUGGCUGUGCCCACAUCUGCCGGGAGACGCCCAAAGGUGGGGUGGCCUGCGACUGCAGGCCCGGCUUUGACCUUGCCCAAAACCAGAAGGACUGCACACUAACCUGUAACUAUGGAAACGGAGGCUGCCAGCACAGCUGCGAGGACACGGACACGGGCCCCAUGUGUGGCUGCCACCAGAAGUACGCCCUCCACUCAGACGGUCGGACGUGCAUCGAGACGUGUGCAGUAAAUAAUGGAGGCUGUGACCGGACGUGCAAGGACACGGCCACCGGAGUGCGAUGCAGCUGCCCGGUUGGCUUCACGCUGCAGCCCGACGGGAAGACGUGCAAAGACAUCAACGAGUGCCUGGUCAACAACGCGGGCUGUGACCACUUCUGUCGCAACACCGUGGGCAGCUUCGAGUGCGGCUGCCGCAAGGGCUACAAGCUGCUGACCGAUGAGCGGACGUGCCAAGACAUCGACGAGUGCUCCUUCGAGCGGACCUGUGACCACAUCUGCAUCAACUCCCCGGGCAGCUUCCAGUGCCUGUGUCACCGCGGCUACAUACUCUAUGGGACAACCCACUGCGGAGAUGUGGAUGAGUGCAGCAUGAACAACGGGAGCUGUGACCAGGGCUGCGUCAACACCAAGGGCAGCUACGAAUGCAUCUGCCCCCCGGGGAGGCGGCUCCACUGGAACCGGAAGGACUGCGUGGAGACAGGCAAGUGCCUUUCCCGGGCCCAGGCCUCGCCCCGGGCCCAGCUGUCCUGCAGCAAGGCGGGCAGUGUGGAAAGCUGCUCCCUUUCCUGCCCGGCCCACACCCACUUCAUGCCAGACUCGGAAAACAGCUACAGCCUGAGCUGCGGCGUCCCAGGUCUCCAGGGCAAGACGCUGCAGAAGCGCAACGGCACCAGCUCCAGCACGGGGCUCAGCUGCUCAGGUGCCCCUGCCACCCCCAUCAGACAGAAGGCCCGCUUCAAGAUCCGCGAUGCCAAGUGCCACCUCCGGCCCCGCAGCCGGGAGCCCACAAGGGAGGCCCUGAGGCAGCUGCUGCUGGAAAAUUGCCACUUGACCUUUGUGACCUUCAAGUGUGACUCCUCCAAGAAGAGACGCCGUGGCCGAAAGUCCCCAUCGAAGGAGGUGACCCAUAUCACAGCAGAGUUCGAGGUUGAGACAAAGAUGGAAGAGGCCUCAGACACCUGCGGAGCAGACUGUGCGCGGAAGCGAGCGGAGCAGAGCUUGCAGGCCGCCGUCAGGACCCUGCGCAAGUCCAUCAGCCGGCAGCAGUUCUCCGUCCAGGUCGCGGACACCGAGUACGAGGUGGCCCAGCGGCCGGCCAAGGCCCUGGAGGGCCAGGGGGCGUGCGGCACAGGCCAGGUGCUGCAGGACAGCAGAUGCGUGGCCUGCGAGCCUGGCACCUACUUCAGCGGAGAGUCCGGCCAGUGUGUGCCGUGCACACCGGGGACCUACCAGGACGGGGACGGCCAGCUCAGCUGCACACCGUGCCCCAGCAGCGACGGGCUCGGCCUGGCUGGUGCCCGCAACGUAUCGGAAUGCGGAGGCCAGUGCGCCCCAGGCUUCUUCUCCGCAGACGGCUUCGGACCCUGCCAGGCCUGCCCCGUGGGCACUUACCAGCCCGAGCCCGGGCGCACCAGCUGCUUCCCCUGCGGAGGGGGGCUGCUCACCAAGCAGGAGGGCACGGCGUCCUUCCAGGACUGUGAGGCCAAAGUGCGCUGCUCCCCCGGCCACCACUACACCACCACCACCCACCGGUGCGUCCGCUGCCCCGCUGGCACCUACCAGCCCGAGUUCGGCCAGAACCACUGCAUCACCUGUCCGGGCAACACCAGCACCGACUUCGACGGCUCCACCAAUGUCACACACUGCAAAAACCAGCACUGCGGUGGCGAGCUCGGCGACUACACGGGCUACAUCGAGUCCCCCAACUACCCCGGCGACUACCCGGCCAACGCGGAGUGCGUAUGGCACAUCUCGCCGCCCCCUAAGCGCAGGAUCCUCAUCGUGGUCCCUGAGAUCUUCCUGCCCAUCGAGGAUGAGUGCGGGGACGUCCUGGUCAUGCGGAAGAGUGCCUCGCCCACGUCUGUCACCACCUACGAGACCUGCCAGACCUACGAGCGGCCUAUCGCCUUCACCUCGCGUUCCCGCAAGCUCUGGGUCCAGUUCAAGUCCAACGAAGGCAACAGCGGCAAAGGCUUCCAAGUGCCCUAUGUCACCUACGACGAGGACUACCAGCAGCUGAUAGAAGACAUCGUGCGGGACGGACGGCUGUACGCCUCGGAGAACCACCAGGAAAUUUUGAAAGACAAGAAGCUGAUCAGGGCUCUCUUCGACGUGCUGGCGCACCCCCAGAACUACUUCAAGUACACGGCCCAGGAGUCCAAGGAGAUGUUCCCGCGCUCCUUCAUCAAACUGCUGCGCUCCAAAGUGUCGCGGUUCCUGCGGCCCUACAAGUAGCACGGGUGCCGCCCGCCGCCCUGCUUGGGGAUGCGGGGUCCGGGGAUGCGGCUUCUCGUGCUGCUGCGACCUCCGGUGCGGGCGUCCCCCGGGCGGCUCCCGCCCUCCGCGCAGCUGAGGCCGCUCCACCCGCCCCUGUUGCCUUGGGAGACCCCGUGGCGGCUGCCCUUUUGGAAAGGCCGACUCCCGUGGAGGGCAGGGCCACACCCCGGCAGGGACCUCAGCCCUGCGCUCCUCGUCCCUCCCCGCCCUGGGGGCGCAUUGCUUAGGGCAGCCUCUCCCACCCUCCCUCCGCCUGUUCCUUUCCUGGACACGAGAGUCCCCUGUCCUGGGCCCGCACUGGUGGACGCCACCCGGUCCGGGGCACUGUGCCACCGCACGGGCGGGUCCUGGCAGAGAGCACGUUUGGGGACUGCAUGUGCUUCUGGCAGGACACUUCAGGAGAGAGAGGAGCAUGGCUGCUACCAUCUCCCAAAGGACAAGCCAGGCCUCGGGAGGAAGGGUGUGCAAGGCCAUCUGGACGGCUUCGAUAAGCUGGUAUUGAGGCCUGCAGGGGCCCACACCCGCAGACUCCUCUGGCCACAGGCCCAAGACGCCACUGCCCUGUGGUCAGGGCCCGUGGGUCCUGUGAGGGGACAGAAAAGAGCUGCUAGGCGAGGAAACUGUAGAUUUGUGCUUUUCCUUUGAUAGAGCAUCUAAUUAAGUAUUAUAUAUAUAUAAAUAUAAAUAUAUAUGAAAAUAUACUUCUAUUUGUGGGUACAUUAGGAAAAUUCUCUUAAGCAACUGUAAAUAUGGCCACCCUAGCU